This is a messenger RNA of Xiphias gladius (swordfish), 1887 nucleotides long. Its product is annotated as cytosolic sulfotransferase 3-like. The record is from RefSeq and is a predicted model, not a curated record. Gene Ontology annotation, biological process: sulfation. Lineage: Eukaryota; Metazoa; Chordata; Actinopteri; Istiophoriformes; Xiphiidae. The coding region runs from base 97 to 1014 and encodes 305 amino acids. Gene Ontology annotation, cellular component: cytoplasm. Gene Ontology annotation, molecular function: sulfotransferase activity. The transcript has 8 exons.
AACACAGUUCUUCACAGUUCAUACAGAGAGGAGAGAAAGGGGGAAACAAUACGUCCGAGAAACAACAAUCAGAGGACGUAUUGAAGCAUCAGUAACAUGGACAAGGUGGAUUUAUUUCCUCGACCACAGCUGUUUGAUUUCCAUGGAGUCUCAAUGACUCACUAUUUCACAGACAACUGGGAGAACAUUCAGAACUUCCAGGCCAGGCCAGAUGACAUACUUAUUGCAACAUACCCCAAAGCAGGAACCACCUGGGUCUCCUACAUCCUUGACCUGCUGUAUUUUGAUCAGACAUCUCCAGACCGUCAGACGUCCAUCCCUAUUUAUUCAAGAGUGCCUCUCUUGGAGGCCGCCGUCCCUUCUCUGAAGUCAGGGCCUUCUCCUCGACGCAUACACAAAGGAACAGACCUUGUGGACAAUAGCCUCACGUCUCCUCGACUCAUUAGGACUCAUCUUCCAGUCCAGUUUCUCCCAAAGUCUUUUUUGGAGCAAAACUGCAGGAUAGUCUACGUGGCCCGCAACGGGAAGGACAGCGUGGUGUCUUAUUUCCACUUUGAACGCAUGACAAUGAUCCAGCCAGAGCCUGGUGACUGGAGCAGCUACCUCCAGAGAUUCAUGGAGGGAAAGAUGGUGUUUGGAUCCUGGUAUGACCAUGUGAGCGGUUGGUGGGAGAAGAAACAGACUUAUUCAAACCUCCAUUACAUUUUCUACGAAGAUCUGCUUGAAGAUACUGGACGGGAAAUAAACAAACUCUGCUGCUUUCUUGGUUUGAAUGCUUCAGCAGAGGAGAUUGAUAGACUUGCAGGCAAAGUGCAAUUUGAUAAUAUGAAACAGGACAAAAUGGUUAACCAUUCAACAUUUCAAGGGAUGGAUUUCAGAAUUUCUUCCUUCAUAAGGAAAGGGAAGGUUGGUGACUGGAGAAACCAUUUCACCGUGGCCCAGAGUGAAGAGUUUGAUGAAGACUACAAGAAGAAGAUGAAGAAUCCCACACUUAAGUUUCGUACUGAAAUUUAGAGGCCCUAAUCUGUCACUUUUCAGUCCUUAACUGAUCACAGGACUGAUCACAUAUCACAUAUCAGGGCUUAACUGAUAUGUGAUAAAAUAGAUAAUAAUGUUGAUGUUACUGAGUCAAGUGUUCAAUUUCUCUCUUAUAGCAGCUGAUUAUAUUCAAUCAAUUGUUCAGAGUGAUGGCUUUCAGUCCUCAAUGUCAAAUUAAUAUCCAUCUUAACCAUUCCACUACCAAAAGCAGCAGACUGAGCACACUGAUUAAAAUCGAAAUACAGUUAGAAAUGAUGAUUGUAUCUUCACUUAUAUAUAUUUACACACUCUUUUUCAAGAUUUUAGGGGGAAAUGAACUCCAGCAGGACUGAAUAUUUUAUGUUAUGCUUCUGGUAACUCUGUGUUAGAUUAUUUUGGUAAUGCUUUAAAUUAUGGCUCACAACUGCAGCAUAAUUUUGUCCAAUUUACACAGUUAAUUUGUCUACUAACUGUGUAACAGUAGACAACGUACUUAUACAUACCUGUAGGUACAAGGGAACGAAAUGUGAAUUUAAGGAAACAUGGUGGUAACAAACUGGCAAAAAAAUUAUACUGUAGAUAUUCUUUUACUAUCGGGUACUUAUUGUAAUACUGUGGUGUAUAUGAGUGUUGUCACCCUUGAGAGCCAUUUCAUAAUCAAGCUUCCACCACUGAUGUUUGCUGGUGAAGUGAGUGGCAACUGAAACUGUCUUCCAUGUAGCUGUUGAGAGAUGCUACAGAGGUGUCUUGUAUAGAUAUUGGAAGUUGAAAUUUGUUGGAGUCAGUUUCCGGUUUGAAGUGAUGAGCUGAGUUUUUAAAGUUAUGAAAUGACCCCAAACUCAUCAUACCAUAUUAAUUUUGAUACUUUGC